Messenger RNA from Mytilus californianus (California mussel), 2842 nucleotides. Its product is annotated as isocitrate dehydrogenase [NADP] cytoplasmic-like. Gene Ontology annotation, biological process: isocitrate metabolic process. The record is from RefSeq and is a predicted model, not a curated record. NCBI's taxonomy places the organism in Eukaryota, Metazoa, Mollusca, Bivalvia, Mytilida, Mytilidae. The transcript has 12 exons. Gene Ontology annotation, cellular component: cytosol; peroxisome; mitochondrion. Gene Ontology annotation, molecular function: magnesium ion binding; isocitrate dehydrogenase (NADP+) activity; NAD binding. Bases 79 to 1311 code for a protein of 410 amino acids.
ACACGUAGAUCAGAGGUCACAUCCUGUCUGCUCACGUUUGACAAGCCGGUUCAGUUACAACACAAAUAUUUAAAGAAAAUGGGGAAAAUCAAAGGCGGUCCAGUGGUCGAAAUGAACGGUGAUGAGAUGACGCGCAUCAUCUGGGACUUGAUUAAAGAGAAAUUGAUUUUACCAUUUAUUGACCUAGAACUACAUGAAUAUGACCUUAGUAUACAGAACAGAGAUGCAACUGAUGAUCAAGUCACCAUUGAUGCUGCUCAUGCUAUACAGAAAUACAAUGUUGGAAUUAAGUGUGCAACUAUUACACCUGAUGAGAAAAGAGUUGAGGAAUUUAAACUGAAAAAGAUGUGGAAAUCUCCAAAUGGCACAAUACGUAAUAUUCUUGGAGGAACUGUAUUUCGUGAGGCUAUCAUUUGUAAAAACAUACCAAGACUAGUUCCCGGUUGGAAGAAAAGUAUUGUUAUAGGCCGUCAUGCUUAUGGAGAUCAGUAUAAAGCUACAGAUUUUGUGGUACCAGGUGCUGGGAAAUUAGAGAUGAAGUUCACACCAUCAAGUGGUGGGGAAGAAAUGUGCUACACUGUAUUUGAUUUCCAAGAUGGAGGAGGAGUAGCUCUGGGAAUGUACAACACAGAUAAGAGUAUAACAGACUUUGCCCACUGUUCCUUUAAGUUUGCCUUACAGAAAGAAUGGCCAUUGUAUCUAAGUACAAAGAAUACUAUCUUGAAGAAAUAUGAUGGAAGAUUUAAAGAUAUAUUCCAGGAAAUAUACGACACUCAGUAUAAGAAACAGUUUGACGAUAAGAAGAUAUGGUAUGAACACAGACUGAUAGAUGACAUGGUGGCUUAUGCCAUGAAAUCAGAAGGAGGCUUUGUUUGGGCUUGUAAAAAUUAUGAUGGUGAUGUGCAAUCUGAUUCCGUAGCCCAAGGAUUUGGAUCACUAGGAAUGAUGACCAGUGUAUUAAUAUGCCCUGAUGGCAAAACUAUUGAAUCAGAAGCUGCUCAUGGUACUGUCACUAGACAUUACAGAUUCCAUCAACAGAACAAAGAGACAUCAACUAAUUCUGUUGCAUCCAUAUUUGCAUGGACAAGAGGAUUAGCACACAGGGCCAAGAUAGAUGAAAAUUCUGAACUGAAGAAAUUUGCUGAAAGUUUAGAAGCAGCCUGUGUUGGUGUUAUAGAGUCUGGUAAAAUGACUAAAGAUUUAGCAAUCUGUAUAAAAGGAAUGGACAGUGUGGUAAGAAAGGACUACCUAAACACCUUUGAAUUUAUUGAUGCAGUAGCAGAAGAUUUGCAAAAAAGAUUACAGAGUUGACUAGAAGAGAGCAAACUUUAGAAACUUACAAUUUAAGGGUGAUCAUUCUUAGUGUUCAAAACAUACUAUUGUCACUGCCCAAUGGCCAAGUAGUUGGGACUGACCUUCAUCAGACAUAUUUAAAACUAACACAUUCCUAUUUAUUUGACAAAGUUAUUCAUACAUUUUGCCAUGACCUCUUCUUUUAGUGAAAAGCUGUAAUCAACCUAUCAAACAUUUUUGCUUUAAUAAUAUAAACUCAUAAAAGGGGAGAAUUUAUUUUCUAUCUGAAACUGCUUCUGAGAAGCAAUUUUGCAUUUUAUAGCAUAAUCAUGUGUAAAAGUGUAUGCCUAUUUUUCUAGUACUAUAAAUGUUGUUGAAAACACAUAAUGAUUUUUAAAAGUGUAUUUGGCAAGUAAAAAUAACAGAUAAAAUUUGUUUGUUACCUGUUUAAUACCACUGAAACAUUACUGUAAUUGUGAUUUAAUUAGCAUUAUAUUUGAUUGACUUGAUUUUAAAUGAUUAUCUUUGUUUUUGUAUAUAUGUAAUUUGUUAUAAUGGUUAAGAAUGCUAGUAUACUAUUUGAACAAAUCUUUAAGGAUUUUUUAAAAACUUUUUAGGUAUACAUGAUGGAAAUUCAUGUUAUUUAUUUUAGGAAGUGACUUUAUUGUUAUGAUGGUUUAAUCUUUUUAAACUCUGUAAUAUGUUUGAUACAUAAAGCUUUUAAAUGGCAGAUUGAUUGUUAUAUGUUUGAUACAUAAAGCUUUUAAAUGGCAGAUUAUAUACCAAGCUUUACACAUUUUAAUAUGUCUUAACUGAAAUUUGUUAGAAGAAUUAGUCAUUUUAAUUUUAUCUGUUUACAGUUUGUAAUUUUCUUUUAAGAUAUGUUGUUGUUCUUCCUUCAGUAUUAACCAGAUUAAUAUAUUUAUAUAUAUAAAAUAAUGUGAUGAAAUUGUGCAAUCAUGUUCUGUUUAAAAAUUAAUUUAUGUAAAUCAAAAUUGAUUGUGUGUAAAUGGCAUUUGUUUGUUUAUGUAAUUAUUUUCUCAACAUUGUCAUAUGAUAAAAGGCUUUACAAAUGGAAAGCAUAUUUUCAAAUCCAUAAUGUCAGAAGAAGACAAAUAUUUAAAGGAUUUUUUGUUAGUUUAUAAGUAACAUUUGCAUAUCUGAUAAAUAUUAAUUAAGUAAAUUAUAAUUAACCAAAAAAUUAGGAAAAAAACCCAGACAUAACAACUUAAUUUUUACCUUACAAUCUUACCAAACUUCAUUUUUCUUUCAUUGCAGAGCAUUGAAUUAAUAAAUUUGCAUGAUCCUAGCUUCCAGUUUUCUGUAAUAACACGUUUUAAAUGAAAUAAUUGAUAAAUACUGCAAAAAAUGGUAAAAGUUGUUUUAAGAUAUAACCAGUAACGCAUGUAUGUAUGUAUUAUUAUGGGUAUUUUUGUGUAUUCUAUGAAUUUUGUUAAUGUAGUGAAUGUUUUCAUAAGUUAUAAUAAGGCAAUCUUUUCUGUACACUGUGAUGAUCCAAGCAAUUAAUUUUAAUAAAAAUAUGAUUCUA